AUGAGGUAUGUGUAUAGGGCUCUUCGUCGGUGCUCUCCCCUGCAAAAAUGGCGCGGGUUAGAAACACUCACCACAGACAUUCUGAAAAGGCCUCGCGAUGACAAAGAGCGUGUUGUUAUCCUGGGAUCAGGAUGGGGAGGGUAUACGGUGUCUCGCAAGCUCUCACCCAGGGAAUUUUCUCCGGUCGUCAUAUCGCCGCGGUCAUAUUUUGUCUUCACUCCGCUCUUGACGGACACCGCUGGCGGUGACUUGGAUUUCUCGCACAUCGUCGAGCCAGUUCGGCAUCCCACGAUACGGGUGGGCUUUAUCCAGGCGGCGGCGCGUGCUAUCGACUUGGACCGCAAGAUGGUGCUGUGUGAGCCGACCAUCGUCAAGAGCGGCGUCACGUUAACUCAUACCGAGGAAGACGAAGGGGGUUCUGGCGUUGCGGAUAAAUGGGAGAGUAGCGAAACAUUCGAGAUACCGUACGACAAGCUGAUCAUUGCGGUCGGAGCCAUCAGCAGAACGUUCAAAACACCUGGCGUAAAGGACAACGCCAUCUUCUUCCGAGAUAUUGGUGAUUCCCGCCGUGUCCGACGCCGGGUCCGCGAAUGUUUUGAGCUAGCCAUCUUACCGACAACCAGCGACGAACUACGAAAGCACCUAUUGCACUUUGCCAUCGUUGGCGCCGGUCCCACUGGUACAGAGCUCGCGGCAGCAUUGCGGGACUUUAUCGCCACAGACCUCAUUACACUGUAUCCAGCCUUGGAUGGUUUGGUACGGAUCUCGCUGUACGACGUGGCGCCGAAAGUCCUUUCCAUGUUCGACGAGUCCUUAUCCCGUUAUGCUCAAGAAACGAUGAAGAAAGAGGGGAUUGAUGUACGGACCUCACAUCAUAUUGAAGAUCUCCGCUGGGGAGCUCCCGGCACAAAGCCGCCGUACGAGAAGGACCCUCGUAGCUGCCUGACACUCAGAACAAAGGAGGAAGGGGAGGUCGGUGUUGGAAUGUGUGUCUGGGUGACGGGAAAUGCCAUGAACGAGCUCAUCACUCAUUCCCUUCGUGGCGUUGAGGUGUUUCCGACGAAAUCAGCAAUCAUGAAGGACAAAACAGGGCCAAAAGGCGCGUCACAGCGCUCCUGGGCGUACAAAAAGGCACCGAAGACAGGCGCACUGCUCGUAGACGGCCAUUUACGCGUGCAGCUGGAAGACGAGACCGGGAAUACGGCGGUUCUUCAGGACGUCUUCGCCCUCGGUGACAAUGCGAUGCUUGAGCACGCUUCACCCCCAGCAACGGCGCAGGUGACGGCUCAAGAAGCCAAAUGGUUGUCGGCGCGACUCAACCACGGCGAUUUGGAAAAGUCGCCUCCAUUCUCGUUCCGUAAUAUGGGUACGCUCGCGUACAUUGGGAACGAAAGGGCGCUGAUGCAACUGCCGAACGAGGAGGGCGGGUAUCUUCCGCACAAGCUGACAGGGAGAGCGGCCUGGUUGGUUUGGAAUUCGGCGUACCUGACUAUGACGAUUAGUUGGCGCAAUAAGCUGCGCGUAGCAUUUCGAUGGAUGUUGAAUCGGCUGUUUGGACGUGACAUUUCGCGAUAUUAG
This is a messenger RNA of Aspergillus mulundensis, 1578 nucleotides long. RefSeq names its product putative pyridine nucleotide-disulfide oxidoreductase. Gene Ontology annotation, molecular function: NADH dehydrogenase activity. Bases 1 to 1578 code for a protein of 525 amino acids. The record is from RefSeq and is a predicted model, not a curated record. Lineage: Eukaryota; Fungi; Ascomycota; Eurotiomycetes; Eurotiales; Aspergillaceae. The transcript has a single exon.